Messenger RNA from Diprion similis, 2970 nucleotides. RefSeq names its product dynein-1-alpha heavy chain, flagellar inner arm I1 complex-like. The record is from RefSeq and is a predicted model, not a curated record. Lineage: Eukaryota; Metazoa; Arthropoda; Insecta; Hymenoptera; Diprionidae. The transcript is spliced from 14 exons.
AUGGAUUCCACCGAGGAUUUGCACGACCAAUCAAGGACUACGGUGUUGACAUUCGCACCAUCCAUUACUCAUGUAGAAGAAACUAUGUCGAUUUCGCAAAUCAUGGAUUACAGACUUUACUGGAUGCGAGAUAAAGUCUCUAAAUUUCUCGGUCUUAAAGACGGAGGCCCCUUAUUCGAUGCACUAAUAAAUAGAAACGACAGAUUCUUCGAAGACCAAUUACUAACGUUUUUUAUGACGAACUUAUACGGUGUUAUGGACCUGGACAAGAAGGUCAUCUUCUUUUACAAGACCUAUCACGAGGAGGUCGUACAAGAGGAGAUCACAAUCUGGGAAGAAAGCCACCGUGCUAAGAUUUCUGCAAUCACGGUAAUCAGUUCACGAAUGAAACCUCAACGGCUGACGAAAAGUGCCCCUGCGAAAGCAGCAGAUAAAUCUGUGGACGACGAUAAAUCUACGGAAAAAAAGGCUCCUAAAGACAAGAAGCUCAAAAAAUCAAAGUCGCGUUCGAAGUCCGAUUCAAAGAUAGAAGAGAACAAUAGCGCUGGAAUAAGUAUUGCCGAGUCUACUGUCACGGCUUUUGAGCAAUCGACAAGUAGCGCUCACGAAGAGGAUCCUAGUAAAACAGAGUUAUUAGACACAGUGAAAUCGUCAGAAGUUGCAGCUAACGCCGAACCUAAGGAUAGAGAAAAAACCAAAUUCCCCAUGGAAUCUUCAAUAUUUAUUCCACCGCCCGGUGAAGAGCACAAGUACGUUAUGACAAAAAAAAUGGUAGAGAAGACAGUGCAGAUUCCGGAAAUUCACUUAAUCUUCGGCCAGUUGGAUCCUCAAAACGUUGAACUACAAGAUAAAAACAUAGUGUAUUUUAUGAGAACCAUCGAGGAUGCAGUGCCAGCGUUUGAAACUCUUGCUGAGUGUAUGGCUGAAAUGCCUGACUAUAUGGUUAUGGGUUCCAUGGGUGGGAGAUUCCUAGCAAGCUUAGAAAAACUUUUAGUUCACGUUUUCACACCGCUAGUUGAAAAACAAUUCCGCGAACCUAUGAUCCCAUCACCGCAGGAAAUGGACGAGGAGCUGCAUAAGGAUCUUGAACCUACCAAUACUCAGGCCGGUGAACUUGCUCAAAAAACGCGAAGGCUGAGCAUGAAAACGACGACUACGGCAAUAUCGAAGCCAUCGAAUUUCCGUAGAAUAUCGGUCGCCAUCUUAAAAGUAAAGUCUGAUUCCGAUGGCGUAAAUACGUCUCAGAGGAGUUCUCGUUUCGACGACGGCGAUUUAAGGUCCGAAAAGUCUACGGCAUCUAUAUCCAGUGCAACUCACAGUACAAAAACCAAAGAGAUUCCACGGGAAGAACCCAACAAAAAAGAGCUUUUAGCAGCCCUCGAACGUCUCACGCAAAGCGUGCAGUGGACAAUUGAGCAUACGGAAGGAGAUAUCUUACUUCAGAUACCGAAGAUAGCAGGCCUGACAGAUCCCACGAUAACUAACGCAAUGUUCUGUAGCAAUGCGAAUGCAGUAACACAGCUCGAAGACGUAGUUAUAUCUUGGGAGCAUCAUAUUAAGACGGUUAUCAAUAGUUUUACAAACAAAGUUCCACAUGGAAACGGUCCCUUGGCGGAGUAUAAUUAUUGGCAUGACCGAGAGAAUGGGCUUUCCAUCCUGGUAGAACAACUCAAAACGUCGGUCGUCAAGCGGAUAUUUGUACUACUCAAUGAAGCAAAAUCGCAGAUACCUAGCGGAUUUAAUUAUUACCGCUCAGACUUGUUGAAACUUUUCCACGAGGCUUCGGAUAAUGUAAAGUUUCUCUUCACUAUAACCAGGCACUUCAAGACGAUCGCGGAGUCGGACAACUUUAAAUCCAUCACCGAUCAGAUACCUUCUCUUAUGGAGGGAUUGAAGAUGAUGUGGAUACUUUCGCGAUACUAUUGCACUGAAGAGAAAAUGUCUCCCUUAUUUGAACGAAUAGCUUGGCAGCUUUGUCAAAAUGUUACAAAGCAUUUGGCUGUCAAGAAAUUGUUUAGGUAAAAAACCAAUCGCAUUCAGGUUAUGAAGAAAACGAACGAAGCCUACGAUAUGCUGAAACAAUGGAAAAUCGCCUAUAUGAAGACCAGGAAAUCUAUCGAGUUAUCUGGAAAGGGGGCUCGUUGGGAAUUUGAUAAAAACCGUCUGUUCAAAGAGACGGAGUACAUUGCCAGCGUGUGCAAAGAUUUGAACGAAGUCUGCGGCGUGUUGCAGGAUUUUUAUAACAUAUUCGGUGCUGAGUUGAAAUCUAUCAUGAAUAAUCCUGAACAAAUAGACAGUGUAAUAAAACGCGUGGAUAAACUUGUAGUUCCGAUACAGCAGGCUGAUUUUGACUUGUAUACCGAAUUCAACAAGGAGAAUUGGGAGGUUUUGAUGGCUUCGUUUUACGGUGAAGUUUCCUCCCUGGAAAACGAAGCUAAAUUUUUUAUCAAUGGCUGCUUCUCCGUUCUCAUAUCAGCAGAAGACGCCAUGGAAGCUCUCCUGAAGUUUAAAAAUAUGAAAACGCGAGAUGCGAUUCAAGCACAAUUGCUAUCAAAAUUUGACGUCGUGAUGCAGCAGUUCACCAAAGAGAUCACUGUAGUGGGUCAAACGUUUAACAGAGGAAAACGGAACCCACCACUCCUCAGGUAUCAUCCACCUGUGGGCGGUGGAAUAUUUUGGGAACGGCAGCUUUUUCACCGUCUAAAAAGAGUCGUAUUGAAAUUUCAAAACGUCAAGGAACUCAAGAAUAGUGAAUUGAAAAUUCUAGCUUUUGAAAAGUAUCUAAACAUCGCCAAGCAGAUGAAGCUUUUCGAAGAUACGAAGUACAGUCAAUAUGUCGAAACGGCUGUACCGAUCGUUGAAAAUACUUUGAAGAAGAGCGUUCUAACCAUCGUACCUUGCGAACGACAGAAAGGCAGUACUCCUCGAAAAUUUAGGCUUUGAAUUGCCAGCUGCAAUAAGAAACGCUGG